Molecule: messenger RNA, 581 nt
Organism: Aegilops tauschii subsp. strangulata
Lineage: Eukaryota; Viridiplantae; Streptophyta; Magnoliopsida; Poales; Poaceae
Source: RefSeq, a predicted model, not a curated record
CUCCCGCCGCCCCGUCUUCUCUUCGUCCCGCCUCGCCCCUCUCUCUCCCUCCAAACCCUACCCCGCGCACGCCUCCCUACCCCGCCGCCAUCUCCUUCGCCGCCGGGAGCUCGCCCGGGAUGACUGCCGCGGGGUUCCUGGUGGGCUUCCUCCUCGGCCUGCUUGCGCUCACGGAGGCCGAGGCAGCCACGCUGCUCUGGUUCGUGCUCCGCCUCCGCCGCCGGCGUGGCUCCGGUGGACUCGGACGGCUCCUCUCCGUCUCCUCCCUCGCCCCCACGUGUGGUUCCGCUUCCCGCUGGCCACGAGGUGCAGCCUUGCAGGGGCGCAUCGGGCUGGGCCUCUGUUUCCGAUAUGGUGCAGCAGCUGCUGUGGGGUUGAGGUGUUCUGGCAACGGUAGGAGCUCCGGGCCCGUCCAGAUUAGCUAGGGUUCAAGCUUUGGCAGCCUAUAUGGUGGUCACUAUUCUUGUCAUGUGCUUUAACUCUACAACCUAGCUUGGGUUCCCUCAUGUGCUUGCUGGUCUGCCUGUCUAAUUAGGCUUAGGUACCACAACCUACAGAUUCCUUCUUGUUUGCCAAGUGCU